This is a messenger RNA of Miniopterus natalensis, 1172 nucleotides long. The record is from RefSeq and is a predicted model, not a curated record. Lineage: Eukaryota; Metazoa; Chordata; Mammalia; Chiroptera; Miniopteridae.
UGGGGUCCGCAGGCGGUGGUUGGGGUUCUCGCUAGCUCCCCAGUUCUCCGGGACCCCGGGCGUACCGUCCUGGAGGCAUGGGGCGACAGUGGGGGCCCGCCAUGAAGGUAGCCGAGCAGGCGGGCUGCGUGGUGAGUGCCUCCCGGGCCGGGCAGCCCGAGGCGGGCUCGUGGAGCUGCAGCGGGGUGAUCCUGAGCCGCAGCCCGGGUCUUGUGCUGUGCCACGGGGGCAUCUUCACCCCCUUUCUGCGGGCCGGCAGUGGGACGCUGACCGCGGCCGGCGUCGCCUUCCUGCCGGGCGACAGUUGCAACGACGACCUGCGCCUGCACGUGCAGUGGAGCCCAACGGCCCCGAGUCCCGUAGGCCGCGCGGAGCGGGGCCGCCCCGGACUGUGCACGCCCCACGCGGCUUCCCUGGCCGCCCUCCUGCCGCCUGAGGUGGGCUCCCCGUGGGGCCUGCCCCUCCGAGACCCUGGGCCCCCGUGGGCAGCCGCGGCCGUGCUGGUGGAGUGUGGCACGGUUUGGGGCUCCGGAGUGGUCGUGGCGCCUCGCCUCGUGGUGACCUGCCGGCAUGUGGCCCCCCGAGAGACGGCUAGAGUCCUGGUGCGCCCCACUACUCCCAAGAGUGCCAAGAUCUGGGGACAUGUAGUGUUUGCCACUCAGGAGACAUCUCCAUAUGACAUAGCUGUGGUGAGCCUGGAGGAAGAACUAGAAGGUGUCCACAUGCCUGUGCCCACUAAACAUUUCCAUGAAGGCGAGGCUGUCAGCGUGGUGGGCUUCGGCGUUUUUGGCCAGGUUUGCGGGCCCUCGGUGACCUCAGGCAUCCUGUCAGCUGUGGUGCAGGUGGAUGACACACCAGUGAUGCUGCAGACCACAUGUGCUGUGCAUGGCGGCUCUAGUGGGGGACCCCUCUUCUCUACCUGCUCAGGGGACCUCCUGGGGAUUGUCGCCAGCAACACCCGGGACAAUAACACAGGGGCCACCUACCCGCACCUGAACUUCAGCAUUCCGAUCACCGUGCUCCAGCCGGCCCUGCAGCGGUACAGCCAGGUGGGCGACCUUGGCGGCCUCCGAGAGCUGGACCAUGCUGCUGAGCCAGUGAGGGUGGUAUGGCGGCUGCAGCGGCCCCUGGCCAAGGCCCCUCGGAGCAAGCUCUGAGUCUGUGUCACCCUC